GGCACGCUGACCUAAGCGAAACGGUCCCUUCUCUUGUCACUUUCUUGCACUAUACUGGUACUGAUACCAUACCGUUCGCAUUGCUGACUUGCCCGUCCCCCAGAUCGCGCUGCCUCAUGCUGAGCAUGUGGCGUGCGUCCUUACCUCUGCUAUCGUCGGCACACCCCCACAGCACUCACCCUUCAGCCCUUCACUCGUCAGUCGGCUCUCGAACACUUCCAGCUCGGCUGCAGCAGAGCCAACUGUCGCCCCUCUAGCACCAUCAAACAAACUCAACGAGCAACAUAUCCAUUGUGGAAACGGAAGAUUCUCCUCACUUCUGCAGACCUGCCCUCUGCCUUGACGACGACAAUGACGACAGCAUUUUGAGCUUCGUGCAAAUGAAUGUGGCUGGACUGUAUCCCGUCUCGGAUGGUGACACGGCAUUCUGGAGCGUUGAUGCUAGUGCGCAUGACCUAAGUAUGUUGCUUCCCUUCCCCCGACGAUUCAGGCGCGAAGGAGAACCUUCAGUUACAGUAUCUCCCCAUGUAAUGCUGAAGCAGCACUGCAAUGAGUUCGACCUCCGCCAGACGGGCAACAAGGCCAUGUUGAUUGAGCAGUUAGAAGUAUUCAGUCGUGAUCCUGACUCAUGGGACAGGCUACGUCCAGGUGCCCACAAGUCCCACAAGGGACCUCGGACACACAAACCCACAGAUAUACCUAGGGCAGGCCGCACCAAGCAGAUGCAGCGCCGUGCGCAGUUGGACACGCGCACCUCAACUGAGGUCGCGUGCUUCUGUUGCCGUGGGGCUGAGAUGAUUGGCACGAAGUAUCCGUACCAGACGGCGACUGGUGCUGAGCCCAGUUAUCUGCCGCUUGCUAUAAGUAUGAAUGCACCCUAUCCUGCCUACAUUGAUGAGGACACCAUUGUCCAAAACGUGAGCUCAAGGAUCGUCAGCCUUGUUCAAGAUGCCCUCCAUGAACCCAGUGCUGUCUGGUCACCACCUGCGCUAGGUGCCGAAGGUUUUACUCACUCUGGUGUCGAGACCAUUGCAGUGGAAAGCCGCGCACCUAGUGCAUCUCCGCCGCCGGCCAUAGGAAACCCCCGUCUACUCCACCUUGGAGAUGGAACCAUCCUACAAGUGGACGACAGUGAGAUUCCUGAUCCCCCUGCCAUCAGCUUCGCACACGAUAUUGCACACCUAAAUAGCAUGUGGGAUGACCAUAGUGAGUACUGGAAAGGUCUGUCUGUUAUUGUCAUCCGCGGCCAUCCAAUUGCAGUUAAAUAUUGGCCGGUACUCUACCGCUAUGGCAAAGACAAGCAGUGGAAGGGCCCGAAGAAGAAAUGGUCUGAUUGGCGGGACAUUAUCGAGUGUUACCGUCAAGGCAGCCCAGAGCAGUUCUGGGCUACCUUCAGUGCUAAAGGAGAGCACAUGAAGUAUAGUGCCAUCGUCGACAAGCUGCAUGAUGUACGCAAGUCGACUCAGUCCCGCAUUGUGGAACAGGUGCGCAGAGAGUUUGGCGCCACAUUUGAUACUGAUUUUACUUACCGGAGGGGAGGUGGAGAGUAUGUCAUGACAAGGCCAUCUGCUAUCGUGAAAAGGUACUUUGAGUUGACUAAGUGCUGUAGAUAGGACCUGUAUCUUCUGUUAGGUACACAAAGUUUAUGCUGCCGGUAAUACAAGUAUUAGCACCGCAAUUGCCAAUUAA
Messenger RNA from Suillus bovinus, 1689 nucleotides. RefSeq lists its product as uncharacterized. NCBI's taxonomy places the organism in Eukaryota, Fungi, Basidiomycota, Agaricomycetes, Boletales, Suillaceae. The transcript has 9 exons. The record is from RefSeq and is a predicted model, not a curated record. The coding region runs from base 381 to 1613 and encodes 410 amino acids.